Molecule: messenger RNA, 2260 nt
Organism: Ictalurus punctatus (channel catfish)
Lineage: Eukaryota; Metazoa; Chordata; Actinopteri; Siluriformes; Ictaluridae
Product: zinc finger protein 883
Exons: 4
Coding region: 156-1787 (543 amino acids)
Biological process (GO): negative regulation of transcription by RNA polymerase II
Molecular function (GO): DNA-binding transcription repressor activity, RNA polymerase II-specific
Source: RefSeq, a predicted model, not a curated record
UAGGCGGCGCCAUUGUGCGACUCGGACCCGGAAGUAAACCAGGCUGGACUCGCUGUGUGUAUAUGCUGGAUGUAAACAGAGUGCAUAAACUUUUGAUUUAUCUAAAUAUAAACGUGUUCGGCACGGAGCAGAGCUGACCAUCGGUCACGAGGUGCAUGAUGACGGAGGAGGAGUGUGUGGGCGGAGGAGGAGAAGCUCUCCUGCAGCUCCACCUGCCCUGUGAUCCUCCAUCUUCCUGCACAGUGUCCGUCGGGACCGAUCUGUCCAUGGCCGACAUCUCGCACCUCCACGCUGAAGUGUGUGAGCUCAGGAGAACCGUCCGGCAGCUCGAGGAGAGGCUCAGUCAAGCGCUGAAACUUUCCAGCCAGGAGGUGACGGGAGCUACACCAGCGCUGUGCUCCACGUGUAAAUCUGAUCUAAACACCUCGGACGUGCGAGACUCGGAGCCCACGCUGCGGGGUGUGGACGCUGUACAGAGUGCGUGUGGUGCUGGUGCAGAGGAAUGGCGUGAUGUCGGUCCACAGGAGAGCGAACUGAAGUGUGAGGAGCAUGAACCCAGCACCUCUGUCCGUUUGUCCAGAGACCCGUACCCCACAGAGUCGCACUCCGCACCACACACCCCGCUGAAGACCUUCGACGGUGAGGAACAGCACGCGGCACACGCGCCAGUGAUGACGUGUUCCGUGACGCUGGUGGACUGCAGGACCACGGUGGAGCUGAACGGAGACAUCACGCCAGAGGAAGACCUGGACGAUGGGAGCGUUCACGCCGAGGAACCUGACGAAGCCAGCGACGAGGUUUGUCCUUCGACUCCUUUAGGUGGCCAGAGUGAGUCUGGCGAUGAAGAAAGCAGAUCCUCAGUGAAGCGAAAUGGGAAAAAGAAGAAGAGCGGGAUAAAAACCAUCUCUCCCUGCACCAUCUGCGGGCAGGAGUUGAUGUCUGCGGCGUUUCUGACGAGACACAUGAAAAUGCACGAGAACCGCGUGAAACAAAAGACGCUCCGGCCGCACGUCUGUACCGAGUGCGAGAAAGGAUACCCCACGCUCUCGGCCCUCAAAGUCCACAUGAAGUCGCACAGCGGAGACAAACCUUUCCGCUGCGAACUGUGCGGCAACUGCUUCAAGACGAAAGGAAACCUGAAGUGCCACCAGAGCAUACACACCGGGCAGCGUCCGUUUCGCUGCGCGUACUGCGAAAUGUGUUUCUAUCACAAAACGCACCUUAAAAAACACGAGCGCGUGCACACUAACGAGAAACCGUACGUGUGCUCCGUCUGCGAGAAAGGCUUCAUCACCAUCAGCGCUCUGAAGCAGCACCAGAGAGUUCACACGGGGGAAAAGCCGUACUCCUGCACCCACUGCGACAUGACCUUCGGCCAGAAAGUGAACCGCGACCGGCACGAGCGAACGCACACGGGGGAGAAGCCGUUCCUGUGUGACCACUGCGGGAAGGGCUUCUCAGACCCCCGGCACUUUUACACCCAUAAACGCAUCCACGUGGGUGAGAAUCGCGAGAGGCCGUUCCAGUGCUCGUUCUGCGGCAACAGCUUCUUCUACCGCAUCAACCUGAAGCAGCACGAACGCGUCCACACGAAAGAACGACCGUACAGCUGCACGCAGUGCCCGAAGACCUUCGCUCGGCCCGACGUGCUGAAAACGCACCUGCGGGUUCACACGGGAGAGAAGCCGUACCGCUGCAGCAUCUGCGAUCAGGGCUUCACUUAUCUGGGCAGCUUCAGGGCGCAUCAGAAGAACCACACCAAGGAGGACGUGAAGCAGAACGCAUAGCACACGCUUGGAGCCCUUUAUGCGCGUACAGAUGUGUAUAACGAUAAUACCAGAGUCUCCACUUCAGAUUUUAUUUAUAUGCUGGUCAGGAUUGCGCUGUUCAUGUAAUCGCUACGGCUUCCGGAAAGACGCAGAACAUCGGGACGGUGAUGGAGCGGUCACGACACCGACCUUUCACUUCAUUCACUUUUCUAAAGCAUUAACCGCAGCAGCAGAGAAUUAUGGGAUUGGGAUACAUACCUUACAGUUUUGGUUUAAAUGAACAGAAAGGAGCAUGAUUAAUAUAAAUUGUGAUGUAAUGGACGAUCAGAACUCUUGCCAGUUCUUGGACCGAGCAGCUGAGUUUGAGUGGAAUGAAUUUAAUAACAGGAGCAGGGAGUGACGUGAGAGGUGUGAGGAGGUGGAGUGUAGCUCACGGUCACAGCGUGAGUUUAAGUUUAGUCGUAAUUCACAAAUAAAUACUGCACAUCAGA